AUGAUUAAAUAAUUGAUUAUUAAAAAUUAGUUCGAAUUAGAUUUGGUUAAAAAAUAGGUCUAAAUUAGUCUUGGCAAUCCUUUUGUAAUAUCUGAAACUACCAAGUAAAAGGUUGCACAAAUUAUGCUUCUUAAUGAUAUCAUGAUUUCCUCUAUGAUUGGUAUAUCAUGAUUAUUAUUGCUAGCAGGAAAUGCUAUAAUGUUUUUUAAUUUAUUAGAUCUAUUAUAAUCAUUGUCCUCUAUUAAAUAUAAAUAGUAUUCUUUUCCACCUCAUUUAUUGAAAUUUUUAAAUACUUAUACUAAAAUAUCGCUAUAACUAAUAUUAGAGCGUUUUAAAUAGAAGAAUUGUUUAGAUCUUUAAAUGGAGGAAAUUUACAAUUCAAAAGCACUAGAUUAUCAACUUAAAUUUAAACAAAUUAAUUUUAUCUAUUAAAUGCUUAAGGUUGAUACUUUUCUAUUUUAUGCUCAUUAACAACUUAUUUUAUUUCCAUAUUAUUAUCCUCUAACAAAGUUUUAUUCUUUUAAGGAAUUCUAUUUGAAAAAUUCAAAAUUAAUUAUACAUCGCUUCUCUUUAAUACAUUUUACUCUAAAAAAUCUAAAAGUGUUGUAUGAAAUUCUGAAAUGA
Paramecium sonneborni is the source of this 624-nucleotide messenger RNA. The record is from the annotation of a GenBank genome assembly. Lineage: Eukaryota; Ciliophora; Oligohymenophorea; Peniculida; Parameciidae.